AUGGGCGAGCAAAUAAAAUUAUUGUGCUCUGAAACGAGUCCCACUAACAAUGGAAAAGAUUUCAAAGACAUAUUUAUCAAUAGAUUUAAGCUUCCAGAUGGCUUUUGGAACGAUUUGUUUGAUAUUAAUUGUCCUGAAGGUAAUGUAAAGUGGUCAAUAUAUUAUGGCUUAAAAUUGACUUUAUUUAUACAGAACUAUAUUAUGAUUUCAUAAUUUUAUAACGUUAAGUAUAUUAGAUUCAACCCACAUUACAAGUGCAGCUCAGUAUGUUAGCUGCAGUUAGUACCUAAUCAGAAUUUCUGAAACUUUAUUCAUGCUUUUUUCAGGCAUUGUUCUUCAUACCCAUGGGCAUGCAAUUGAAAUUUUAAAAUUUUCUUUGUCAAAUUCCCAGUUAAAGCCACAAAAACCUGGUCAAAUCCCCCUACCCGGGCAUACACCACAAUCCAAAAAACUGUCUUAUACUAGUGGACUUUCUCUCACAUAUAUUAAACAUUACAAAAAUUGGUAUCUUUAUUAAUAUUGUUAUCUCUGUAAUUUUCAAAAACAGCAAAACUAAAAUUUUUAAAUUAAUUUAAACUAUCUGUCUAUAGAAAACGUUCAAAAAACCCAAAAUCAUUAAUCUCAGUCAUCUUCAGCAGAGCUGCACUGCAAACUGAAAUUCCCUGGGACAGUGUUUUCACAAUUUCCCAAACCACAGGUUGUAAUUUGUCUCUAAAUUCUCGUACACUCUCCAGGGAGGGGGGCGGGGGGACAAAUGAUAGGUGUAUAAUAAGUUAUUGUUCUUUAUUCAGGUGGCUAUGUUGACGUGAACCAUGAUUAAACUGCUUUAAAGUGUCUUUGAAGCUUGAAUUUCAUUUCAAGGCUAUUGUAUGUUUCCUUCUGCAGGGUUAGGUAAAGUGAAUGAAAAGCUAAAAAAUGGUGAAGAUUUAUCUGCCAAUGACUUUAAAUCUCUUGAUGAAUCUUCAAUCAAUGAUGAAGAUCAAUGUAGCAAGAACAAACAAAGUGUGCUUAAAUUUAAAACACCAAUAUUGGUGAAAAGUCAUUCAAAUGCAAAUAAUUCCCCUUCAUUAUUUUCUCCUCAGGAUUAUGAAAUGCAGAAAGGUAAUUUUUUAUCUCUUUAUUUUGAUAAUUUUUAAUAUAAUAUGCUAAUAUUGAGAUGACCACAGAUGAAGAAUUGUAUAUAUGACUGAAGUUAAAACUUCCUGGGGAGUGCAACAAGGAAACAGUCGUGCAGAAACAACAGAAAUCAAUCUCUUUGUGGGAUAGAUUUGUACCACCCAAAGCCACCAUAUCCUUUGAUGCUUUAUAGCUUGGUUUGUAUAUAUACUUGUAAACUAGGCAGUUGCGAUAUUGAAAAAAAUCGAUAUUGAAAAAAAAUAUCGAUAAUAUUGACUAUAUCGAAUUAUGCAAAUGAGAAAAUGUAAUUUAGUCAACUUGCAUGUAUAUGCAUCACAAACAGUUAAAAAGUGCAUGAAACCAGUCAUGGUACGUCUCAAAGAUUUAUUAACAAUGGUUUAUUACAAGCCUAAUGGUUUCACAGUACAAUUGUUUAAUAUAUAUAAUGUUUAUAAAUUUUCUGCGAGAAACACUAUAACAUGUUUGCCUGACUUGGCUUGAAGUAUACUCGCUUUGCCAUAACUACAGUAUCUGUCUUUGCUAAAAAGUCUUUCAGUUGGAGCACUGCUCGCCGGAAUCGCCAGAUAUCGUCGGACAUAUUGCUACAGGAGAGGAAAAUUAUUCUCAUUUUGAUACCUUGUUUUUAAACCUGCGUCAAUACGCGUCAAACAUUAUUAUUCAAAUCAUUGCGAAUUCCAUCUUUAGGAGUCAUCACAAAACUAUUGUUUUCAAGCAUUCAUUUCCGCUGCUUGGUGAUCUGUGUUCACAGUUUCUCCGUUUUCCCAUUUAAUUUCAAUUGCCCACGCACUUGUAUCAUAAAUUCGCAAUUGCCGCCAUACAGGCAUACACACGUUGUCUAAACUUCACCGCGGUGAAAACAAUAAUUGCCGAAUAAUCGGAGAUUAAGUUGUUUAAGUUAUUUAGUUACAACUUUCGAUAUUUUCGAUAUGCGAAAUAUCGAAUAUCAAUAUUUUUGAAAUAUCGAUAUUUAUCGAAAAUAUCGAUAUAUCGCAACUGCCUAUUGAGUAUUGUAAACAAUCAUAUAUACUGUACCUGCUUUUCGUGUAACGUUUCCUCCAAGCCUGAAAAUAAAUUUCCAAGGGUGCCUGGCAAAGUGUCAGGUACCAACUGAUUGGUGCCUGAUACUGGACAUUUUGUGCCUGACAAAAAAUAUUAACGCAACAGAGCAAAUAUAGUUUUUCGUGGUCCUUGAAAUAAAAGAAGCCAAUGAAAAGCUUAGUAACAACAAUUAAGCCACUAGUCAAUUAUGUCAUACGGAAUGGAACAAUCAUAAAUUUCACAGCAUCUUCACAGGCAUAUUGUCUUAAUGUUCAUAUGCGAUGAAUUUUGGACAUACACAUAAUUUUUAAAUGGAGAAUGCAAAUAUUUUGAAAUAUUUUAACGAAAUUUUUAAUGCCAGUUGUAGGCAGUUUCACCAAUAGCUGUAUUAAUAUGCUGCCGGACAAACUGUCCGGCAAAAAACCAAUUGUGCCGGACAAUUACCCUUUCAUACCGGACAAUGUCCAUGUCUGACCGCUUAUUUUCAGGCUUGGUUUUCUCUCAGUUUUAUCAGAUUGCAUCUUUGAUACAGGUCCCUUCAGCUCAACACCAUUACCUGGGAAAUUAGUUUGUGCAGCUGAAUUUAGAAUCACUCCAAAGACAACCAAGAAAAAUUCCCAAAAUGGUUAUCAGACACCUGAGUGUAAACUGCUGGGUUAUACACCUUACAAUACAAAAACAAAAACACAAAAGGUAUUGAAAAUUUUUUUGACUAUUCAAACUUGUUUAGCUUGUUAUUGUCAAUACCAACAUUCGCACUGUUAUACAUACUGUAUUAUGUGUAUUCAUAAAACAAUUUGCGUGAAUACUUUAAUAGUUUACUAGUGGCUGGGCACUUGGCAAAAUUGUUGGGGUGCAAGUUUUAGUUUAAUGCCAAAUAUCUUUCUCAGUCUAAUUUUAAUUUGCUGCUUAAAUUGCUCAGUCUUCUUAGCUUAAAUUUAAUGCAAAUGGAAGAUCCCAGCAAGAUUAAUUCGGGUUGUAGAAACCAUUGCCAUUGGUACAGUGCAGCUUCUUUACACAGUUCAUCAGCUGUUAUGGGGCAGACCCCUCCCCCUCUAGUAUCUCCCACUAAAUAUCAUUAACCCUAAUUUAAAUGGCAAUGCACCCUGAUGCGCUCUACUUUAGUAUUUUACUCUGUCUAAUGCCAGACGAAUUUACUCAUCAAGUGGAGAGUGCUGCACUGCUGCCACUCAAUCGGUUAACCAAACAUUAGUUAACAAAUUGCCCAUGCAUCCCCUUAACCCUUUAAAAACGCGGGGAAAAACGCGGGAGAACAAGCGAAAACUGCUUGACAAGCCAAAUUCAGAUGCUAUUAUAUCAACUUUAACGGCUGGUGUCUUGUUGCUUUUUGCGAUUUAUAACGAUUUUUGUGUGUAUUUUAAGCCUUUGUGCCCGCAACGAAAGCGGUAAACGAGUAUAUUAUAAAAGCGACCGGUUUUUCUCCCGUUUUUGUGUGGAAAAAAUGACAACGUAGCGACAGUGUUUAUCCAGAAGCGAAAAACAGUAUUUUACUGAGAUUUUAACGUCAAUAUAAAGGUUAUUCCGUGAAAAAUCAAGACAACUAUGGAAUGAAAGUAUAAUUUUUCGAAUUUGACAUUAAUAUGAAAGAAAACAACAGGUCAAAAAUCACAAGAGAACGUCAAAUGUUAUUGAUUCGUACGGAAAAAUAUGAACUAUGGGCAUGGCUGUGGCUCAAUAACAUUCUGCAAGCAGCUUACAAGUUUAAAAAAUGAAUGCUACAUUACCUGACUGCAUGAGUUGUAAUCUUAUUUCUUCAACAAUACUUACGAUUUUGGUGUUGUAUAGACGUUUUGUAGUUUUGUUGGUUGUUUGUUUUGGCCGUACAAACUUGGCAAUAAUACAAAGCCAAAGGUUUUCGAUUGACCCCAGCAUCUUUUGCUUUAAAUAUCGUGUUAUAUUUUCUCAGAAGUAUUUUUUUCAACUUUCUAGCUCAGUUUUAUAGCUAUUAUUUUCGAAAAAAGCCGUAAUAUUCACGAAAAAAAAGCUGCCAUAGCCGACAGCAAAAAAACAUUUUGUCAACUUUCCCGCGUUUCUUCCCGUAUCCUGGGAUACAAGGCCUUGAUCACGAUUUAUGAAUAAGGUCUAUGGGUUAAUUGUUCAAUGAAAUUGUUCCUGUGUUUAUUAAGUUGUCUGCAUCUCUUGCCAUGGAUCCCUUGGAACAAAUGAAUUUAUCAUGGAGCAGUUCACUUGCCACUCCACCUGGUCCUGGAUGUCCAAAACAACAGUCAAUGAACACCAUUCUGGACAGUGAGUAUUCUUUCAUAAAUGUCAAUUAAUUCUAAUUCUGUUAAAAUAAUUCUAUUAAUUUAACAGGUCACACUGAGAUAAAUAAGAUGGUGUUUGUAAUUGUACUGUACCUGCUGGCCUAUAGCCUAUUCUAAUGUACUGAUUUUAUUCCUUGACAUCAGGAAAAUGUUCGUUUGAGCUCAGCGAAAUUCAAAUGGAACAAUUGGACACCAUUAGAGUUGAAAAUCCAUCAGAAGAAUUAGACUCCAUUAAAGUUCAAAGCAAAUUCAAAUCAAAACCCAAGGUAAAUAUUCGAUAUUUUUUACUUGUUUAUUAGUUUAACAUGCGUUGUUGAGAGCUUGACAGUCCUAGAGUCGUGAUAGUAAUUUGAAUUGUAAGAAUAACAUUUGAAGAGGAACUUGAUAUAUAGCUAAAUUCAAAAACAUUGUUAAUGUCGUAAAAUUCAAGUAAAUUGUUAAUGUUGUACAAGCGAUAGACAAAUACAGUACCUUGUGCAGAUCGACGGAUUUACUAAUAUAUUUAGGGUUUUUAAAAACCAUAUUUCAGACCGUGAUAUUUCGCUGAAACACCAUGUUCAUAUCAGUGCCACUAUGAUUUGUGAGUACAGGUGGAUUUAUACUCUCUAUUUCAUUUUUAGGGCGUGGCUAGAAUUUUGUUUGAGAAAGAAAUAAAGAGCGUUAGAGAUGUCGAGACAAGCAACGAUCUUUCUUUUGAAAAUUCCAAAAUUAACGGAAACGAAAUACAAUGCCAAAAUAUGUCAGAAGAUAGUGGUCAUAGAAAACCCAAUGAAGAUGCUCAGGCAGGUGUUAAUAGUUUGAACCACUUUGAUAUGUCAUCCCUAUCACCACUUCAAGAAAAAGCUAUCAAUGAACUUUUUGCUUUGGCAGAUACACGCAGGUCGCCAGGAGGUGGGUGCUGACUUUAAUGGUUUAAGUAUUUGCAAACUAAGAAACGUUGUGAGUAAAUUACCAUUACCAGUUCUUCAGUUUUCUACUAAAAUUGUUCACGAAAGUUUCGGUUUUGUUCAUCGAAAAGAAAAACGUUUAAGGCAAUCAAUUCAGUCACACAUACCGUAUAAUUGUACCUAGUAUACACAGGUGAAAUUGGUUUCCUAUUUUUAUACAAAUUCUUAGUUCGUGUACGCUUUUCCUUCUUAGACAAUGUUUUGCAACAUUUCAUUUAUUAUUCCAGGAAUAAAGACCAUCUCGAAUUUGAUUAAGAACACCUUGGGCAUCGGAGAAGAGAAAUCAACAUUGGAAAAGGCUUUCAUGAGUGAAGUUGUGUAUGAAGUAAACAAUGUUCGUAAUCACCUUGCUCUUAACAGUAUAAAAGAACAUGCUGAAGAAGCUUCCGAAAAUGAUCCAGAUGUUAAUAAUACUAUAAACGAAAAUGUAAAGACUGAUAAAGAUUUUAAAAAUCUUAUCGACAUGGACGCUUUAAGCGAGUUUCCAAUGGACUUUGAUUUAUCCCAUCAUAUAACCGUACCAAGUACAUCAAACCAAGGAGAAAAUGUACACGCUGAAAUUGACAAUGUUAAUAGUAUUAGUAAUAAUGAUGAUAAGGGCCUUACCAAGAACUUGGGUUUACAUUUGGUACCUGAUGGAAAGACUGAGCCUGUUUUGAAAAACAGCGUUGAAGGUCCAGAUGUGGAUGCCAGUGAAAUUUCUUUGACUGACGAACUGCUCGAUAACGAAGUGAAUAAACCUGAGGCAAAACGAAGUGACAAUUCAUACGAUAUGGACGCUUUAAGCGAGUUUCCUAUGGAUUUUCAUUUGUCUCAGAAUAUUAAAGUGCCAGAUCCUGAUUAUGGUAAUUGCAAUAAAGAUGACAGUAGACUUACCAGUAACAGUGACGCAAAGUGUAUUGUGGUAGCUGGACAAAAUGAGACGUCGACAAGGAAGAUGGAAACAGCAUCUCAAGUGCUACGAGAUUUAUCUCUGCGACAAUUGUCUGAUAUUACUUUCGAUGAGCAAGGUUCGUCGCAUGGAGAAUCAAAGUCACAAAUAAUUCGAUCGCCAGAGUAUGCGGGGCAAAAUGUGCUAAAACAUGACAAAGAAGUUAACAAAACUUUAACAGUUCGAACUUUUGAGGAUGAACAAAACGGCAAAUUGAAAAUCGUCAAUUGUUUUGAUGUGGGAAAGUGUCAAAAUGGAAAGUCUUUGAAUCCUUUUGUUGGCUUUUCAACUGCCUCAGGAAAGAAAGUGACAAUUUCUGAAAAGUCGAUGCACAGAGCCAGACAACUUCUAAAUGAAGUAAAUAAGGAAGAGAAAAAUUAUCCUGAAGUUGAUGGAACGGUUAGUGGGAAAGUUGGAGUUUCAGGUUUUAACAGAAGAAAAGUGGGUGGUCAGACAGGUCAAGUUAAUAAACCAACAGAAAAAGCAGUUAGCGUUGGGUUCUGUACAGCUUCGGGGGGAAAAGUUGACGUUUCUAUGAAAUCAUUAAAUAAGGCCAGGCAAAUUAUACAUGAUGUUAUUCAAGAAGAAAGUAAAGAAUCUAAAGAUGUCAGAAAGAGUGUUAACGUGUCAGGCAUUGGCGUCUCACCUGCUUUGAAAAAGAAAUUUGAAGUACCGAGCUUUAUGUCAAAUGAUGGUGGGGUUAAUAUUAAUGAGAAGGAGAAUGAUAAAUUAGAGUCACCCGACAAGCAAAGACAAAAUACAGCAAAUGACUUUAAAUUUUCCACGGCCUCUGGUAAGGAAGUUAGAAUUUCUCAGAAAUCACUCAUAGAAGUUAAAAAAUCAAUUUUGGAUGACUUUGAACACGUGCCUGAGCUUUCCCAAGAUUUCUUAAAAGAUGUUGACAACAUUUUUAUCGAUCUUGAGAAAGAAACGUGUCCUUCAGAAGGAGAUAAGGCACAAGGCGAUAAGUCAAAAGCAGACAUGAACGAAGGUGAGGGACCAAGUGUUAUUCGUGGCCGACGUGGCGCUUGUGCAAUGGAAGGUGGAUAUCUUGGUAAUGCUAAACAUAUUCCCAAUGAAAAUGGCGAGAGUGGUCGGAUUUGUCGAUUAGAAACAUCUUUAAAGCCAGACAAUGCAAAUUAUGGAUUUUUACCUGCGUCUGAAAAAGUAGUCGCACAAUCUGAGGAAUCAUUAAAGAAAGGGCUAACACACAGUGAACAUGACGGAAAGCAAUCUGGUGGAGCACCAGGCACCAAUAUAGGAGGUCAAAUAGACACACCACAAAAGAGUGUUACUGGAAAAUCCCUUGAUCGAAAUGAAGUUGAUAAAAUUCUGGCCGAAAUGAAGCCACCGGUUGUUUCCGCUGCGUCCGAGAACAUUGCAGAAAGGGUGGGAAGAGAAGAAGCGGUAAAGAAUCAUGCUCUUGUAGAUUGUCGUGAUGUUAAAGCACAAGGAGAUACAGAAAUUAACGCUGGCAUCGGGUUUUUUAUUGCAUCUGACAAAAAAGAUGAAAUUUCUCAGUAUUCUUUACAGGUUAUAAAUGAAUCAGAUACAUUUAACAUCAAAGGCCAAGCAAUGAACGUGGUGUUGAAGACGAAUACUGUCUCUGGAAAUAAAAUUACUGUUUCUGAAGAGCUGAUAAAGAAGGCUAAAGGGAUUUUAAGUGAUACAGAAAAUGAAGAUUGUUCUAAGAAUGGUAAGUCAUUUAUUAACAAGAUUCCAAAUUUUGGGUUUUCUACUGCUUCAGGAAAUGAAAGUACGAUUUCCGAAGAAUCGCUGAAGGAAGCCCAAAUGAUUCUGAACGAAGUAGACAACGAAGGACAUCAGUCGGCGAAAAAAGCGACAAAUAACAAACACAACAUUCCAUGUUCUACAGCAUCUGCCAAAAAUAAACCUGUAGGUUGUACUACUGCUUCUGGAAAGAAUGUCACCGUUUCUGAAGCGUCGAUACAGAAAGCAAAACGUUUGCUAAGUGAUAAAGAAAAUGUAGAUUGUUCUAAGGAGCGAACGACGAUUGGAAAAAUUCAAAAGUUUGGGUUUUCUACUGCUUCAGGGAAAGAAAUUUCCGUCUCCGAGGAAUCGCUGAAGAAAGCCCAAAUGAUUCUGAACGAAGUAGACAACGAAGGACAUCAGUCAGAGAGAAAAGUGACAAAUAGAAAACACAAUAUUCCAUGUUCUACAGCAUCUGCCAAAAAUAAACCUGUAGGUUGUACUACUGCUUCUGGAAAGAAUGUCACCGUUUCUGAAGCGUCGAUACAGAAAGCAAAACGUUUGCUAAGUGAUAAAGAAAAUGUAGAUUGUUCUAAGGAGCGAACGACGAUUGGAAAAAUUCAAAAGUUUGGGUUUUCUACUGCUUCAGGGAAAGAAAUUUCCGUCUCCGAGGAAUCGCUGAAGAAAGCCCAAAUGAUUCUGAACGAAGUAGACAACGAAGGACAUCAGUCAGAGAGAAAAGUGACAAAUAGAAAACACAAUAUUCCAUGUUCUACAGCAUCUGCCAAGAAUAAACCUGUAGGUUUUACUACUGCUUCUGGAAAGAAUGUCACUGUUUCUGAAGCGUCGAUACAGAAAGCAAAACGUUUGCUAAGUGAUAAAGAAAAUGUAGAUUGUUCUAAGGAGGGAACGACGUGUGGAAAAAUUCAAAAGUUUGGGUUUUCUACUGCUUCAGGGAAAGAAAUUUCCGUCUCCGACGAAUCGCUGAAGAAAGCUCGAAAAAUUCUUAACGAAGUAGACAGCGAAGGACAUCAAUCAAAGAGGAAAGAGGCAAACGAAAAACACAAAAUUCCAUAUUCAACAGCAACUGUCAAAAAUCCACCUGUAGGUUUCACUACUGUCUCUGGAAACAAGGUCAACGUUUCUGAAGCAAUGAUACAGAAAGCAAAACGUUUUGCAAGUGAUAAAGAAAAUGAAGAUUGUUCUAAGAAAGGAAGGUUGUUGAGCAAGAUUCCAAAGUUUGAGUUUUCUACUGCUUCAGGAAAUGAAAUUGCGGUUUCCGAAGAAUCACUGAAAAAAGCUCGAAAGAUUCUAAACGAAGUAGACAACGAAGGAGAUGACUUGGAGAGCAAAUCAGUAAAUGAAAAACACAGCAGUCCAGUUUCAACAGCAUCCGCCACAAAUGCGAAAGUAGGUUUUACUACUGCCUCUGGAAACAAUGUCACCAUUUCUGAAGCAUCGAUACAGAACGCUAAAAGAAUGUUAGAUGAUAAAGUAAAUGAGGAAGAGAGAUCCUUGGGAAAGGUUCUUAAGUUUGGGUUUGCUACUGCUUCAGGAAAUGAAAUAGCUAUUUCUGAGGAAUCGCUGAAGAAAGCUCGAAGAAUUCUGAACGAUGUAGACAACGAAGAACCUCAAUUAGACCACAAAAUGGGAAAACCAGGUGUUGCUACAAGAACGAAUAUUCGAACGAAUAUUCGAAAUUCUCGAGAAACUGAGAAUGUGUUAGAUAGUGCAAAUUCUAAUGAUCAUAAAUCUGAUGUUUGGCUUGCUUCAACAUCUCAAAAAGACAUUCCAAGAUCAGGAAAGUCCUUGUGUGAUAAGACAAGUUUAACCCCAAAACAAACAGUAGAAAAUGAAAAUGACAUUGAAUGCCGAAGGACACACAAACGAUUGUUGUCUGAAAUUGAGAGUGAAAAUGGUAAGAUUAAUGUCUACUUUUAUCACAUUUAUAAUGUAUUCUUAGGGGGGGGGGGGGGGUGCAAUGUUUUAAAAUUAGUUUGUCUUUAGAUUUGUAUAAUACGGUCAACGUUGAUUUCUUUAUUUUUAAACUAUAGCUUUCGAUUUGGCCAGUUAGUGUAAAACAAUAAUGUGUGAUUUACACGAAGUAGAAAGCAUGAUAUCAAGAGCUUUAGUUUGAAAUAUGAUUGAACGUUGCCUUAUAAAUACAUAUGUAUUAAUGAGAAUCGCUAUAUUAUAUCGAUGUGAAGACAAAGUAGUUUUAACUCGAGCUCAUUGUAAUUUUCGGCUCCGUGUGUAUAGGUAUGAUAACCAUUGAUAAAAACAUCAAACGAUCGGCCAAACAUUAGAGAGGUUCAGAUUGACUACCGCUACCAUUAAUUAAUGGACUAUAAACCAAUCAGAUGCGUUUGAUAUAUCCAAUUAACUAAGCCGAGCGUUGUAGUGGAAGUCAAGUCUGAACCUGUCUAUUUACGUACUGGCAGAGAGUACCCAGUUUAAUAUAUGCACAGGAGGGUUAAUAAGGAAACAUUUUGCUUGUUCACGGCAUUUCACUUUGUUUUACUGAUGUUAGGUACUCCACUGACGUACAGUAUUAAUUUUACACUAUGUGUAACCCAAAUUACUAUAAUUUUACCGCAGGUCGGGCAUGUAAAGCUUGCAGAACUGACAAAGAAACGGAAACGGUUGGUUUUAUUUUUUUAUUCAUUCUAAGAACUCUUUCAAGAAUUAUUUGAAAUGCUACAAUAUCAUGAACUGUGUUUCUGUGAAAGUGGUUUUCAAAGUAACUACGCAUGCCCUUAUGCUACGUGCCCUGCUUGUACCUGUAUAACGUACUGAAUUGCUAUAGUGGUGCAAUCGAAUGUUAUGUUUCCGGAAUUGUAUUCUGUUUCCAAAUGCACAUUCCAAAACUUUGUCUUUAUCAGUUAUUAUUAAUUAUUAUUAUUAUUAUUAACUAUAUUAUCAUUAACAUUUUAUCGCAUACCUUUUUUUCUACAGAGAAAGGAUGGAAAUAAAUGGAUGAGAUUCAAAAGAUUUGAUCCAUUAGGUAACUGUAGCUUAAAGAAAUACGCAGUAAUUUUUUGUAUAGGUAAUAGAGUGGUUUUGAGUACAAUUUGGAAAAGCAUGCACUGUAGUAGUUAGUUUUUCAAAGACGACUAUCAAAAUCCCACGAGUAGGUUUUGGCACUGUAUUUCAAUACAAUUACACUGCUCUUAGCCAAUCAGAACUGAGUAAUUUUUAUAUAUCUUAUUAGUGUGAUUAUAGUUUUCUUAUUCUGCAUGUGUUUUUGUUAUUGUGAUAUAUUACUUUGGAAUUUAGCUUUUGGUAACUUUUGGGUAGAUCCUGCGAAUGAAAUCUAAUUUCUGUAGUUCAUUCUUUUAAACCAGUUGUUCUUUAAUUGUUUAAAUCAUGGACAGUCGACUACCUUUUAUAUAAUUAUCUAAACUCUAAGAUGUGGCAAAUAUGUAUAAUUUUCCAAAAAGAGAUGGGUGUAAGAGGUGUAACCAUUUAAGUAGAUGGUCCGGUGAGUCUUUAUAGAGACUUAUUGUGGUGAAAGUUUGUUAAGUCUUUCUGCCAUUUGUUAAAUUAUCAUGACCUACAAAUUGUGUUACUUUACGACAAAACUUUUAUAUCGCAAAUGCUACAUAACAUAUUUUUGAAGACAAUAGUCUUCACAUGUUGUGAAUUACUUCACAAAAAAAAGCAAAGUUAUUUUUUUAUUUCUAGUGACGUAUAAAGAUAGAAAGCGUUCCAAUAACCCAUCACGAACCAUUGCUGUGUCGCCUAAUUUGGAGAGCACCAACCAAGUAGCCUCCUGGUAAACAGAAUUAAUCUUAAUUUUUCUUCAAGAACUUUCACUUCCGUUUAUAAUAUAAUUUAAAAUAAUUUGGAAUAUGAAAAUUAUUUGCAAUAAUUAAUCUUUUCAUAAAUCCUUCGUCAAUUCUGUCUUGCUCUUUGGCAUUCUUUAACAACAUCCCGGUAAAAUUGAUGAAAGUAGAGAAAUUCCACGAGGUCUAUUUGAUCAUUUUUAGAAACAUGGUGAGUACCUGUAGGUUGAGGAUAUUUGAUAAUGUAUAAAUGAAAAUAAAGGACGAGUUUCCAUAUGGAAAAUCCUGAAUUGCGGCGUAUGUGAACGGCUAAAAUUAGCUAAUUCAUUAUGCGAUGAAAAAUGUCUUUAAUACCUACUUUAUUUUUCCGGUCCAUAACUCCAGGUCUGCAAUGUUAAUGGAGUCUUCUGAUUGGUUCGUAUUACAAGAUAGUAUAUGAUACGGACCUCUACCGUUUCGUGUCAAAACAAACUGAGGGGUGAAGACAAUUUUCGAAUUGAAAAAACUAUUCAAAAAGCUGAAAAAUCCUCCCUAUCGAUACUAAGGAUAGAAAUUGACUUCAAUGGACUACCAAAAUGCGGAAGAAACCCAAUAUUUCUUUGACAUAAAUUUGAAAAACCAGAGUAAAUGUUUUGUCUCAAUUGCUUAAUAUGUUAUACUGUGAAUUUCAGCACUUGAUUUCUUGCUAUACCGUAUUUAGACUUGCUCUUUUAUUACAGUGAUCAACUUGUUGAUGUAAAAACUCCGAUUAACGCCAAAUCCAAAUCGGGUUCCCAUUUUAUAACACCUUAUCGAGCCGCCGAAACCAUUGUGAAGCAGGGGAAAGAGUCCGAAAAUAACCCGAGACCAAAUAGUGCAAAUACGCCAUUGAAUGGUUGCUCUAAAUCGGGGGGAAAGAAAACAAAGAGUGCAAAGCAAGAAAAUAAGGUAAAUUUAAUUUUAAGUACCAGCAUACUAAAAAUUUGGCACCCAGUCAUCAAAGCUUUAUAAAUUAUACAUCAUGAGUACAGUAUACAUACAGUAUAUACAGGUAGAUAAAUGGACUGAGGAGUGUGAUGCAUGAUGGGAACGACGAAGAAAUUUGAUCAUUCCAAUCAUGCACUAUUAUAUUUUUUAAUCGGGACUAGGUACAAGUCAGAAGCUGGAACAUUAAAAAUCGUCUAUUAUUCAUGAUUGCCACUUUAAAGUGUACACUGUAAAAUAAAAUUGGUUAAAAUAACCCAUAAGUUGGUUAUCUCAGUUUGAUUUGUUUUUACAGUGUAUUCGCAGAGAAAUUAAAGUUCGUACUGAAAGAACUUUCAAACUGAAGAAUGCCGAAUUUUCAUAUCUUCCCUUAUGACAUAUCUUAUUUUAUUUGAUGUGUAAAUAAGAUGACGUCACAAGCGGGGUGAAUAUUUUACAGUGCACAUAACUCUUAUAAAUUCUUAAAACUUUUUCUGUGCAAAUUGGCCAAUGCAUGCAUGGAAUGAUCACUGCGGUAUAGGUUUGAAGGCUUUCUUCACACUUUUGAACAGUUUUAUGGCUUAGACGAGACGGCCGUCUUUGAAAAUUUUUUAAUCCGCUGGUGAUGUCAUAAAUUUACAUAUCGAAAAAAGAUGAAUUGUCUAUAUUUAACCCUUUAAUUAAAUGUUUAUUUAUCUGUCAUUACCAUGCACACAUGCAGUAACAGCUUACGACCUGGCCUUGCAAUGUUUGCCAUUUUUGGGUGGCAAAAACACGCAACGACAGGGGAUGAAAAAAAGCGAAGAAGCUAGUGAUUUUAGUGAAGUAAAUAAUAAUUAUAAACAAUAUUAAGAUUUUAGGCAUAUGUAGCUACUGUAUAUACUAGAUGGAUGUAUACUGUAUAGUUCCUCCUGCAGAGCGCUACACGCAGGACCGCAGGUUGGAUUCCUGCCGGAGGGUGUAAAAUUCCAAUAGUAUUAUGUUUUUACAUUAAAUUCACUCUCUCUUGUUGCCCCCUAUUUUCCCUGUGCUGUUUGCCAGCCAAAGAUGACGGACGAAGCCUGGACGCAUGGCGUGGGAAAGAUUAAUUGCAUUGUUGGUUUCUAAAAUAGUUUGCUUGGUUAGAUAAAUGGUUUUGUAUCCUUGGUUAUUGAUUACAGUAUCUUUACUCUAAUUUAAAGUUUUAUCAUAUUUGUUCAGGAACGUUUAGUGAAACCACAGCCUGGUUCCAUCUAUAAAUUAAGGACGAACGCCUGCUCCAAGUCGAAAAGGAUAUCUUUUGCUGAAUAUGUUAGCAAUGUAGAUCAGCAGACAUCUGAUGAGGUUUGUGUUGUACUUGAAUACAUGCAGCAAUAUCGCGGAAAGGAUGUUAAACUCUAGUGCAUACACUAGGAUCUGCGUUCCAAUGUGAUAAUAUACUAAAGCUGUCUGUACCAGUGUAGGUAGUACCAAUGUAGAAAUGCUGUGCUGAAUGGUUAUAUUACUACCGAUGGAAGGCGGGAGGCAGCACUUUCCUUGCGAUAGUAAUUUCUAGUAUUACUACCUUAAAAAAUAAGCAGAAACUCGACGUUUCGAGCGAAGGCCCUUCGUCACUCUUGACGAAGGGCCUUCGCUCGAAACGUCGAGUUUCUGCUUAUUUUUUAAGGUAGUAAUAUAACCAUUCAGCAUAGAAUGUGAUAAUAAUCACUAUUAACCAGGAAAGUAAGUUUGUUCAGAAACUAUCGUUGUAUAAAAUAAAAAAAUUCUAAACGGAGCUGAGUCCCUACAUAUAUCCAUGCAGCUCCGCCUGGAUUACAAAAUUUCUUUCGACGAUAUGCAUAUAUAGACAGUGCCGAAGUGUACAGUUAUUAAGCUCCUGCUGCUAUAUAUGUACCAUCAUUUCCUUUGCUAUAUAACCACUGUCUGUAGGUAUGCAGAGUGUAAUUGUUAAUGGGGAGUGGGUUAGUAAUGUGGGAAUAUGACUUACCCUUGCGAAAUCCGAGUAUGACUGACUUUUAUGAAAUCAGCCUUGGCAAGACCGAUAACCUGAAUGUCAGCUGCACGAUUUUCCCUUUUAGCGUCAGGCGGGAUAAAUACUGUAUAGCCCUAAUAUCCAGGUUAUUAUAGACCAAAUACUUACACUGCAUUGUUAUAAUAAUGUAUUUUUCAUUCCCCGCGAAUUCCCGUUUGACGCCAAUAUCCUCUUUCCUCCGCAGAGGCUUUUAAAGGAUUGAUUUACAAAGUACUUCGUUAACGUAAUUGCGCUGGAAAGUAAAUGUAAGUAAAGAUGAAGGUAACUUCUAGCGCAAUUCCCGUUAUACGAAAUCCUUUCUAAAUUGAUUAAUCCUUUAAAACGUCUCUGCGGAGGAGAGAGUCAAUAUCCUAUAACAGUUCUUGUUUUUUUAGCCUGAAAGACAUGGAGUAAGUCCCUCUGUCAUGUGGAUCACCUGCGAGAAUGCAGAAUCAUAUCGGUUUAAAGGUUCAGAUUUUCUCAGUGAAGAUAUCUCUGCUACAAAUACUGGAGUUACAUGCACAGAAGGCGCAGUUCUGUUCCUUGGCGAAGAUAAAUGUGCUGGACUUCCGGAAUUUACAAAGUAAGUUUGUCAAAGUAUUACACAAUGCAUAGUUAUUUUCCCUAUUCUCAUAUGCAUAGUCAAUAGGAUGUCUUCAAAACUAUAUUGGCGGACAUUGAAAUUACCAAAAUACAACUAUAACAUUAGUGCGGCUAAUGCCCAAAAGAGAAUAAUGAGAAUGCUUUUUAACGGUAGAGAUCUUAUAUAAUCAACAUUCCUUACUCUAAGCAUUUUAACUUUUUAGUUUUCUUUAUUCAUGCCUUUAACCAACCAUGCACCUCUCCCUAUGAGAAAGUACCCUGUGUACGAGGUGGGCGUUUAUUAUACAGAUGCUCUCAUGCUAAGGACUGUGUUUACCGUGUUUAUUCUACCGUUACCGUGCUUUGAUCAAUGAUUCAGGCCCCUAUCGAUAUAUUAAAAAAUAUGCCCUGCACAAUCGGGGCUUUCAUAUACUGUAUAAUCUUUUUAAGUAAGCGGCUGUGGCUGAAUAUUUUUAACUAUGUAAUAAUGAAACAAUUUUUGUAUUAGAAGUGCUGUCAGCUUUUUUGUACAUUUUUUGAUAGAUCAAUUAUGUUAGCUGAAUGCUUUAAGCCUAGUUACAGUAUUCUUCAAGUUCUUGGCAAAAGGCACAGUAUGCCAGUUAAGCCAACAAUACUAUAGGAUGAAUGCAGAAAGAGCAAAGAAAUUUCCAGCAAAAAUUUCUUCGUUAUCGCAUUGGUAGUUUUAGUUGUAGUUGUAGUUGUAGUUACAUAGUCCUUGGUUUUUAGCCAUUAGUUUAGCCAAAUCUGACUUUAUUAGUUUAUUCUUGCUAUUCCUUUGUCUGUUUGUCAUUGGUUAAAGGCGAGAUAGAUGCGUAGUAUAUUAUAAAGAAAGUAGCCGGCGGUAAACCUCAUAACACCCGCCAGAGCUCCGGCAGCCGCCGUCUUGUUUUGAAAGCCCUGCAUUAGGGGUGAUGCUACUCAUAUACUACUUCAAACACUCAUUAAUAAUUCAUAAGCUUAUUGGCAAAUCAUGUCAACCAUAAUAUGUCACUUGCAGUGGCUUUAAACCUGAUAAAACGCUCCUAAUUAGUAUUCUUUAUAUAAAGAAUACUAAUAAGGCAGUAUCUAUUGUAGUCGUGUCCUUAUUAGUAUUCUUAAUAUAAAGAAUACCAAUAAGGCAGUAUAUCUAUUGAAUUUGUAGUCUUGUUUGAAGCCGUUUAAUAAACUCGCAGGUCGUGUUUUAUUAGGUCUAAAGCCACUCGCGCUGCGCGCUCGUGUGGCUUUAAACCUAAUAAAACACUCCUGCUCGUUUAUUAAACACUACUUAACAAUGAUACAUUAUAAAGGCUCGUUUACACAAGCAAUUUUUGCUGCGAUUUUAGGUGCGAUUUACUACUCCUGAUGUAUGUGAACGAGUGGAUGAGUUAGGAAUGUUUAGAUGAGGGUCUCGUUCACAUCCAUGCAUCAGAAGAAGAAAAUCGCACUAGAAAUCGCAGCCAAAAUUGCAAGUGUAAACGGGACUUAAAGAUAAUUUGGCGAACUACUGUAUCUAAAGGAAGUAAAAUAAAAUAAAGAGUUUAUCAUUCAUGUAUAGAGCGUUUCUAUCAUCUCCUGGAGUCGAUCCUAAAUUGAUAAGCGAGGAAUGGAUUGCAAAUCAUUAUAAAUGGAUUAUAUGGAAGUUGGCGUCAUAUGAAAGGUCAUAUCCUCAAUCAUUUUCUGGAAGGUAAUCUAUAUAUACUUUAAAAUAACUGUAAUAUAUAACUAAGUGGUGUGCGUGUCCAUGCAUGUCAAGGCGUAAAAAUACACAUUAAGCAUAAAGAUGCUUUCCUCGCGUUUUCACGGAUCCGACUGGUUCUGUUGUAUCAGAGAUUGUUACGCAUUGCAGAAUGAAAUGUAAAUAACUGAAGAAUAAAAUUAUUCUGUUUCUGCUAGUUGUAUGUUGUACUGUAUGUUUAUCUGUAUGUUAGCUUUUACCCAAAUGAGCGACAAGUUGCCGAUUGAGCAUCACCAACUAUACAAUAAACGAAAACUACAUCCAGCAAUUACGACGUCCGGCAACUUGUCACAGACGCGUGUACAUUUAGCGUACCUGUUUUUAAUUUGUUUUUCCAGAACUCUCACUCCCGAUAUGGUGCUGAGUCAGUUGAAAUAUCGUUACGAUAGAGAAGUUGAUCAUUGUGAACGGUAAGAUCGUUGACUUUAAGACAGGGAGCGGGCCAAAGUUCUUGCACAUUCUCAUUCACUGCCCAGUUUUUCUGGCAUUGAAAGGCUUUUAUGCUAACCAUGCUUUAAUUCCUAUACUAUAAAUAUAUCUGUAUAUUACCAAUUUUUUUAGUUCUGCCAUCAAGAAAAUUUUGGAACGGGAUGAUAGUUCCUCUCGAAGUAUGGUUCUAUGUGUCGCUAGUUUGGACGUAAUAAGUUCUGAUAAGAACAAUGAAUCAGAAAUCAAUUGUCAAAAUAAAAACGUUGAGGUAGGGUAUCAUCUCCCUUUUUACAAUUGCGACUUCAUAGCCCCCCGGGAAGUUUUAUGACGUCUUAGGGUCCCCUGGGAAUUUUUUCCCCGGUUCCCGGGCACCCUCUCGGCGGUCCUGAUUAAAGGAUUGAUGUCGUACGCAACGAAAUUGCUUAGAUGUACUUCCAUUUCAUUUCAUUUAUUAAUGUUUCACUUUUUAUGCGAGCCAGUGUAGAAAACCAAUGUCGAUUAUGUGUUACCAAUUUGACCUUUAAACCUUGCAUAUUUUCUAUUGUCUUUAUACUUUCAUUUUCAUUUAUCACAUCAAAUUUUCUUUUCCGUAUUUCCUCCAAUCUCGUACCCAGAGCAAUGCCUGUGCGCGGAAGGCAUUGGCUCUGGGGAAAUAGACAACUGGAACCCCUAAAUUUAGGGGUUCCAGUUGUUGUCGGCAUGCAUUAUUGAUAAACGUUAAACCAAUCACAACACAGGAAAACUUAUAUUUCCCCAGAGCCAAUGCCUCCCUCGCCCACGCACAGGCAUUGCUCUGGAUACGAGAGUGUAUUUCUCUGAUUUCUUUGUACUAUUUUAUGAUGACGAGGCCUUUAAAUUGAGUUAAUUACGAUCUUUUAUUAGCUACAGAGGGUAAUUCUGAUGACAGAUAGCUGGUACAGCAUUCGUGUGCAACUAGACGAGUACCUACAGAACUUGGUUAGAGAAAAAAAAAUUUACGUAGGACAAAAGUUGUACAUACAAGGUGCAGAGUUGUGUGGCUCCGAUCAAGCUGUUUCACCUCUUGAGGUUUGUGAACAACUGCAUUGUGUCUAGCUGUGGGGUUGAAGUCUCCCCAAUAUCAAUUUCAGGUCACCAAUAUCAAUUUCAGGUCCAUGCAUUGAGGGAUGAUAAUACUCUACUGUAUAUAAGCAUGAACGAACCAACAUGUAAAUCUAAGGACUGAAAGAAGUAUAGAUUAGUGGUCUUUGCAUGGUCAGGUUAGAGAAUGCGAUAGGUUUUUACCAGCGGCUUUGGUCAUUAAAUGCAUUCUUCAAAUGAUUACGUUAAUUGUACCAUUAGUUUGGAAUUGAUCGCAACUAUUGUUUAUCUAAGAUAUGUGAACGUGGUUAACAUUAACGCCCAUUUCCACUCAGGAGAAUUUUCCGCAGAAAGAAAAUUUUGUGAAAUGUGAUUGGCCGACACGUUAAAAAUUUUCAACUUUUAACAAUGACAUUUUCGGACAAUUUUCUGUCCGUGGAAAUUUUUCUUGCGUGGAAAUGGGUCUUUAGUGUGGUUUAGUGAAGUUUAAUUUCAUGCAUUUUACCUUCUUGAAGUGAACGACUGUUAUUACUGCUGUGCCUUGUGAUUGUAUCGAAUGUUGUAGCUUUAAUUCUUUUUUAUAAUUUUCGUCAGUAUUUUUCACUCAAUUUUCUCGACUCUUACUUUUCAGGCGCCUAGUAACCUCCAGCUACGAAUCCAUGGUAACUCAACUCGUCCAGCGAAGAAAUUUUCAAGAUUGGGUUUCCAUUGUAAAAACAGUAUAUUUACGGUUCCUAUUAAAUCUUUGUCGGGAGCUGGUGGUCAUGUUAGUUCUAUUAACGUCAUUGUUGCCAGGCAAUACCCUCUACAGGUAUUUGGGACUAGGUCAAACAUUUUUCGAACAGUGGCGGACACCCGGGAGUGGGGACAAGGUAGAAACGACCCACCCCCAAUAAAUUCUUAAAAGGGCGGGGGGGGGGAUCGAAUUUGUACCUCCAAUGGUGAGCUUAAGCAAGCGACGUUUUUGUGAACACGAACGUCUCCCGAAAAUUGGUAUAACUAAUUUUGGCGGCAUUUUGCAUCAUAGCGCUCGUAUAAGGAAGCAAAAAACUUUUAAAAUCUUAUGUUUUGUCAUAUGUGUUGAAGAUUAGCACAAAUUAAUGCCAACACAGUUUUUAAUCCAGUCCCCCUUCUGCCACAAUUAACGACUUUAAUUUGUAAUGUUCUUUGGUGAACAAUAUACGCUUCCGGAAAGUACGUCACCUUGGCUAUAGAGCCUCGUUUUCGUGAUUGAGACGUGGCCUUUAACUGAUGUCAGAUACAUGAAAACCAGGCUCUAUAGCCAAAGUGACGUACUUUCCGGAAGGGUGUAUUGUAUUAUGAUCUGUACAAUUAUUACCUUGAAAUGUAGCACAAUAUGACAAUAUCAGUUAAUCUCUGUUACAAUACAAGCUCACGGGAAGCGAAGAAUUUCUAUAAACUUUAGCAAUUUUUAUCAUCUCCUGGAAAUUAUGCAGGUAGUUAAUAAAUUAAUCACUUGUUUCAGUUCAUGGAAAAGUUGCCAGAUGGUAAAUGUACUUUCCGCAACCCCAGAUGUGAAGAACGUAUUGCAAAGAAAUUCGAAGACAAUGUUCAGAGAAAACGAGAGAAGAUUAUGUUCCAAGUUCAAAAAGAAAUUGACAACGAAGAAACAAAAACUGCAAGGGGUAAGUUUCGAUUGCUCUAUUCAGGUUGGUGGUUGUCUACAGUUUUAGAAACAGGAAAUGUACCAUUUAGGUACAACUUUUUGAUCAUUCUUUUUGGAUAAAAAAGAACAGUAUCUAUUCUUUAACGUUUUCCACUACCGUGUUAGCGUCAAUGCUUCGAUUGCUGCGUAAAUAACUCAUUUACCACAAAUUCGACAACGUUUUAUCAACUCGCAAGUACAAAACGCAAGUAUAUAAUCCUGACAUGUUAUAUUUCAAAGGAACUACAGGAAGAAUAUCUAAUUCCCUAUCAACGAACCAAAUUGAAAACCUUACUGAUGGAAUACAAAUAUUUGACGCCAUUAGUAACGCCAGUGAUCCAUUUCAUGUUCAGGUAAGUUGUCCAUAUAAGUCAGGGUUCGUACAAAACUUGAAUGUCUUUGAAUUUGAAAACAAAAAUUUAAGGCCUUGAAUGUCCUUGAAUUUGUAAAGAAGUGCUUGAAAGUCCUUAAAUUUUUCUUGCUUUAGUUUUUGAAUAUUUUCUGAAAUUGUUUGACAUUCAAAAUGGACAUUUUGUUGAAUUGAUUUUGCAUGUUCAUAUCUGAUUUCUAACCCCUUUUCAGUAUUUAAGUCAGUUUUCCACUUUAAUCGUACCGAAACGUAGCGUAUUUCUUUCUUUCCUGAGCGGUAGUGUGGAACUAAUGACUUCGACACAAAAGAAAAUGCUACGGUAAGUUGGAACGUGGAAGUGGAAAACAGGCUUUAGUCCUUGAAUUUGCUGGUACAUGGCCUUGAAGAGUCCUUGAAUUUGACUCUUCCUCACACGUACGAACCCUGAUAAGCACGUUUUCCCUACAAGCACCCCAAUAGUUCAUAGUUUUGGUGAUGCGAUGUCCCUUGAAUAUCAUAGAUUAACAUACCUUAGCAGUCAUGAAAUUGCAUCGCAUGAAGGCAAAUAUGAGAAUUUUGGGCAUCUCACUCGAUGUAACUCAUUGUAGCAGGGUUUCGUUGAUGGAAAUUUCGAGUGUGAAUUUUAUACAUUUAUUACACCUAACCAUCCAGGUGAUCUCGGAAAAGGCCUGGCACUAGUUAUAAAAUAAAAAUCCAUUUCUGGUUUAAAAUUACUCAAUAUCUCAUUAACGGUAUUACAUUUCUAUCUCAAAUUUGUCCCAGACCUUCAUUUCCCUGUGCAAGACACAGACACAAAGUUUCAAACAGUUUCACAAAAAAAUCAGGGCAUGACAAGUGAUUAAAGGUACGAAACUGGAUUUCUAUUCUGUUGCUAUUCCCGCAUGAGCAGUUGCAAAAAGGUCUAAUAAAUGCUUUCGCUUGCAAAAGUUGUUACAGGAUUGCAGUAGACACAUAGGAGUGUAUGGAAUUAUUGCAUGAACCUAUCCGGUUCUAGCACUGAGCGUUCUAGCCACCCUUAACUGGGAACAUCUUGUUUUUGAGAACGUGAUAGAAAACAGUUAUCAUGACGAAAAUUGUCUUGAAACAUGAAUAUAAUAUUAUAUGAUGCAAAAAUAUUGCGAUCUUUAAUCUAACUUCAUUAAAAUAUAUAUAUAAUGGUAGAAAUGUCUUUCUGAUGAGCAAAGAAGAAUUCUUGAUAGUUACAAGGAGAACUUACAAAAUGAUCGAGCUGAUAUUGUGCGUCGUAAAUAUGAGAAAGCUUGGAGUAAAUUGAGUCAAGAGGUAGGUACCUGAUGAGAUACAGUCUUGAGCGUCAUUUUUUUGUAUUGUUUUUAUAGUUACAUAGACUACUGAGUACUGUAUACGUAAAGAACAUCUAAAAGGUUAAUUAUUGUGCGUGUUUGUAGGAGACACUCAAACGAAAUGUAGUCCCUGUCUUGAAAAUGAAACUCGUCGACUGUUUACCAUCAAAGACCAACCAAACCCCAGGAAGUAUACAAUUUUUCUUUUAAAGAGUUCCCUUUUGUUACAUUUAGCCUUUGUAAUCAAUUAGUGUAUUGAUGAUACGGUCCAUUCCAGUGGCGUUUCUCCAAACGUACAUGCACUGUAACUUAUACAUUUGUUUGUUUAUAGUACACAUGCACAGCCGAAAAUCUCAAUACAGUUUGAGAAUUUCGACGAUUACUUGUUUCACUAAAUUCGUUUUUAGCUGCUUUAUUAACCGUAUGGAGGCCAAGUGAACAAACCAUAACCACGCUGGGAGAAGGAAAACGUCUGAAAAUCUAUAAUCUACAGAUGUCAAAGUAAGAUAUAUCAACAUUUAUCAUUAGAAUUUUUUGGAAUUAAUGACCAUUUGCAUUAUAGACUAAAUUUUGAUCUAGACAAAAAUUUCAUCACAGCUUGAAAGAGCAUCACAAAAUUAGUAAUAUUCCAAAGUUUCGUUGCGAAAUGUUGUAAAAUGCGGAUAAUAUAGCCAUGUGAAGUUUGCCGUUUUUCAGUCAUUUUGUAUACGCACGGGAAAUUGACAGCCCAAUCGGGUGUUGGGGCAUCAAUUUCCCGUUUGUAAUACAAAAUGACUGAAAAUUGCAAAUUUCGCAAGGCUAUAUUAACCGCAUUUUACAACAUUUCGCAACGAAACUUUGGAAUAUUACUAAUUUUGUGAUGCUCUUUCAAACUGUGAUGAAAUUUUUGUCUAGAUCAAAAUUUAGUCUAUAAUGCAAAUGGUCCAUUGAAUGUCUACUCAUAUACGCCCGUAUUCUAAAAGCUCACUCACACGCAAUGAGUGGAGGUUCAAUAUGAGCUUCUAUUGAGUGUGAAUGCUGUUUUUGAAUACCUUACUAUGUGACUACUCACCCUCCAGCUAUUCAAAAACAGCAUUGACACUCAAGAAAAGUUCAGAUUGAACCUCCACUCAUUGAGUGUGAGUGAGCUUUUAAAAUACGGGCGAUAAUGUCAUAAUGCGGCAUGAUAAUUCACAAUUCAUGUAUUUAAUUAUGCUCCAUGCACACGAAUGAUCUAUAUGUUGCAUGUAACUUUUCAUGUGAAAUACGGUGCACAAGUAUAAACUCGGCGCAUGCGUCUUUAUUCAGUAGAACAUUAUUCAUAUUUACAUACUUAUUGAAAAACAAAAGCUACACUAUGAUGUUCAAAUGAAACAAUGUAGAGGGGCGAAAAACAAUGCCGUUUUGAAAUUUAUAUUAUAUGUAUGAAUCAUUCGUAUGAAUGCUGUGCUGCCAGUUCUUCAAGUAAUUAUCACUUUCUGUUUAUAGAUACAAAGGCAACAAUUCCGUGCAAGUUAGUACAUUUUAAUUUAAUUUAAUUUAAUUUUUAAUUUAAUUUAAUAACUUUGCCGUAACAUAAAUUACAAAUUCUGGCAGGGUUCCGGGUUCCCACAACAGCAUAACGCCAAUUACUGCAGGCCCAAUAUACAUGCUUGCAUAUCUCAACUGCAACUGUAAAUUUUCACCCUUUAUUUGACAUUGUUUCAUAUCGGUAUUUAAUCUUUCAGCUGUCCGCGAACAGAGGUACAAUCUACAAAGCUUUACCAUCUGAUGCUACAUGCCAAAAUAAUUUUGAAGCCAGAAAGGUUUGCGAUCUGUUUUUAUAUUAGAGUUUUCUCACGCAAUGCAACCACACCUUGUCCGCUAUUUUGUGUUAGCAAACUGCGCAGCACCAAAUCUAAAUGAUGGUAACAAGCGAAGGAGUGAAAUAGAGAAGUAGAUACUGUAUAGUACUUGUAAACAAUAGUACUGUGUUUUAACGUGACUAAAUCACUCGAUCGCUUAUUGCCAUCACUGCCCCGUGUGCGGUUUGCCAUCCAAAAAUAGCGGACAAGGCUAGAUUAUGUCAAUGCCAAUGGGCCAGAUCGUGUGGCGUGAGAAAGGUUAAUUGACUUGUAUUAAAUAAUAAAAUAGAAGAUUUUAAGCAGAAUAUACUACAUCAAUUAGUAGGAUACAGUAAUUUUUCGUGCAAAUAUAAUAACUGCCACAUUUACAUUCUUACAAAAAUGUAUUUUAUGCUGCGAUCGUGAAAACAUUACAACAAACUGAAAUUUAUGAAAAAAAUAAAGUGCACCAUGCAUGCUCGUGAAAACGUAUAUCAACAAAUAUUUAACAGUUAUUCUACGAACUCGAGUCGAAUAUGAGCUGAUAGCCGAUGAGGCGCGUAGCGCCGAAUCGGCUAUCGCUCAUAUUCGACGAGAGUGAGUGGAAUAACUGUUUUAUUAUAUACACAAGGUCUGAAUUCACAGACUUUGCUUUUUGAAUAUUUUCAAUAUUUUUCUAUUUUGUUUUAAAUGUUUUUAUCUUCGCUCUUUCGGCCGAUUAUUUUUUCAAAAAUAUAUAUUUUUAACCAUUUUAAAUUUUAAAAAUUUAUUUGCUAACCUGAAAACAAUUUGUGGGAGUUUUUUCAUUGUGUUUUUAAUCCUGUAAAGGCUAUAAAAAGCGACAACUUGCCGUUUUCUCGUUUGCAAAACAUCGUAAAUUACUAAAUUCAGUUUGGCCGCCAUUUUGUUUUUCUCUACUAGCAGGAUAUGAGCUAAUAUCCUGCUAGUAGAGAACCAAUCAGAUUGCAGAAUACCUCAUAUCCAGACCUUGUGUAUAUAAUAAAACAGUCAUAUUCGAUUAUUCAAUAAUAACGGUUAUAUUCCUUUUGUAACCUGCACUGUAUUCUGCUCUCUCACUAGAAUAGCCGUAUUGUAUGGAACCAAACUUUUGAGUUUCCCUGACAUUUUGUUCUCGUGUAACUAACGACAUAGUGAUAUUUUGCUUCCUCUCUAGGUGUUUACCUUUACCGAAAUUUCAAACGGACUUAGACCGAAUGUGGAAGUUGAUGUUGUGGCUAUAGUAAUAUCCCAGUUAUGCCAGCACAAGUAUGUUUAAUAAAGCUAGACGCAAUAAAGGCAACAGAUGUACAUGUACGCGUAACUCCUGGCAACUCCUUGUAGAAUAUGAUCUUGGGAGUGGGGCAAAUUUCGUGCAAAUCAGGGCGCGAAAUAACGGCUGGAGGGUGGCCGGUCAAGGUGACCGGCCAACUUAAUUUUAGCUCGGACAUACCGAAUUUCUGGCCGGUCAAAUUAUUCAGCUUAAAGCAAAGCCUAGUAAAGUAUACCCCUAAAAUGUGACUAUUUUCCCAGUAUAGCAUUACAAAACGCCUUACUGUAUUCAGCAAUUAAAAACACCUUCACAUAAAACAGCUUGCACUACGCUAAAAGCAUGGCCUUAACUCUUAAGCCAAAAGCAUGGCCAUGGCCUUUGUGACGUACUGUACUGUGUGGGAAAGCUGGCGUACAUUGAAGUUCUUUUCCCGAAAAAUAUUCGACAACAUGUUAUGGUUCUUAAUUAUAAUACUUGACAACUUUAUUUUGAUUAUAUAUUAAUUAAAAUGAAGAUUAGUUCCAAAUAGAAUUUAAUGAAGAUUACUUCAAAUUCUUAUUAAAUGAAUAAUAAUUAUUAUUAAUUAUUAUUCAUUAGUUCAAAUUCUUACCUUGCCAGACAACUCCGCAUUCUGGCCGGACAUUGUCCGUUGACCGGCCGUUAUUUCGUGCCCUGCAAAUGUGCAUAAUAUAUUAAUAUGCAUUCUGAGUGUUUUGUGGUUUACACAUUUCAAAUUUUCUAUCCCGCCUUGCAUGGCGCCGCGAAUAGAGUAGAUAUUCCGGAAGCAGGGACAGCAUAUAUUUAAUGCUUUUUUAAACGAUUCACUGGCAACUGCAGAGAUUUGGACAGAACGUUCCCUUCCUUUAUAACGAUUACGGCCCGUGCCUAUGGCGAUUAGUGAGAAUAAAAAUUUAUCAUUUAGGUUUGAGAACAUGCACUGUUUUAUUUUCAAACUGAAACAUGCCAGUCAUUGAACAAGGUGAUAUUUGAGGUGGUUUUUCAUGUACUUUUUUAUUUUUCAUUAGUUUAACCCUGGUGUACAUGGCGGAUUCUGAUUUUAACUUGGUCCGAAUUAAGGUCUGGGGUGGACUUGAGGUAAAGACAAAACUCGUAGUAUGUUUUGAAUGACUCCAUGACAAAACCCCAAGUGACAAAAAUAUCCUCGGCAACAAAAUCCCGAAUUACUGAAUUAAGACAAAAAACCCACAUUCCUGUUGAUCAUUUUUUUAGAUUUAUCAGAACAAACUUUUUAACACAAUAUAAUUUGUAUAGAGAGAAAGUGGAAAUAAUGUGUAUAAAAUUAAUAAGAAAGUAAUAAAGUAAAGUAAUAUGAAAAGUCACUGUUCAUGUGACUAACAUAUUCGAAUGUUGUGACCGACGCCACGGAGCAGUUGCUCCUAGUGCGAGGCCGGAGUAGUCUAGGGAGUGCACCGGAACCAAUUUUAAAUUUAAGUCCCGGCCGGAACUCGAAAAAAGUUCCCGCGAUAUAUAGUCAUAUGUUACUGUCUCUGCUGCCAGACAGGCAGACACUUGAAGUCAUCAAGGAGAGAGUUCGCAAAUGUUAGAAUAAAAAGAUUGAGAAACGUUAAAAAUCAGUUCUGUAGUCCAAAUUUCUUCCUACUGUGAACUUUUGUUAGACACAAGAACGUUUAAUACUCUAUCUCUCUGAAAACGAUAGAGUUCCGGUUCUGGCCAUGCUUUUCUUGUUAGUUCCGGCCGGAACCUGAACUCUGGAAAAUUGAGGUUCCGGCCGGAACCGAGUUCCCGCGGUGCACCCCUACGCGGAAGUACUGCUGGAGCUCCGGGUUUUUUUGUUCAGCCUGAAUUGCAGUGUUUUCACCCAGCUCCGGCUAGAAAGUCAGUAUAGCAAGAAAUGUGACAAUUUCGAAGAAUUAUCGUUGGUUAUACAAGAUAAUGGCAACAUUGAAUUUGUUGAAAGUACAUAUAAUAUGAAGUCAUAUCCGUUGUGUCAAACCAUUUCGCCAUUUUUGGCUGUUGCAAAUGGCCAAAUUGCAAUGAGUUAUUAUGUCUGUGAUCUAUCUUAUCAUAGGAAAAGGUAUUAUGAUUUCACGUCAUCAUACCUUGGGGACAAAAUUGGGUCAAAUAUUGGCCAUUGUCCGGUUAAUUUGUCCCCUGAGCUGUGAACCAAUGCAGCCGGAGUCGACUAUUUGAACUGUAAAGCAGCCGGAGCCGGUGCAUGCCGGAGUCUGAAAAAUUUGCAUUCAGUAAUUUGGUGGUAUUGUCGGCGGGGAGUUUGUCGGUGGGGAACUUGUUGUGUGGGGAUUUUGUCGGUAUCCUGUUUUGAAUGUCAAAACGAAGUCAGAUGAUGCCAAUCUUUGAAAUCGCUCCAAAUUCUACACGAGCACGUAGAUUUACAUGCAGAAUCUAUAAUCUUACAAUUUACCUUUGUCCUCAUAAUUCAUUUAUUUAUUUGAUAUCAACUAGGUUUAAGUUAUCUAAACCAAUGUCAUUGUGAUUUUAAUGACUAUAAAUGUAUAAUAAUUGGUUUAUGUGUAAAACAUUUUGAAUUGAUAUAUUACAAUUCACUAUUUUAGAGUCAAGGUCUGCAAGAUGUUAUGAAAGAAAAGAAUUUUAUAGCGGCGUGUAAUCUUCUUUCCCAACCAGACAGAAGAUCUGGGAUUGCAUCUCUAAAAUACUGUGAACUGUCUCUGGUCACAUCAAACCCAUCCAACAAGAUGCUGAGAAACAGCCUUUAUGAACUACGAAAAGCAGUCUCGGUAAGCUUAUUAUAUUAAAUGGUUACAGCUAGAAUGGAAAUAAUAUACCCGCGUAGGCUAUAUAAAAAAAAACGCAAUGGAAAUUCAACAAGCUGGCGUGCAUCAUAACUUGGCUAAACAAUUCAAUUUUUAUAUAGGACAAAAGAGCUGUUAUUUAGCUUCUCUAUGAUACAGUACCUUUUUAAAAUCGUAACGAUGAGAAAUGGCCACAUACUCGUCAAAUAAAAAUUGUCUUUCGAUAUCACAUUCUUCCACCGUUGGGCAUUGAAAAUACAUUAAUUAUGCAAAGUUAGUCAAUCCAGAAGCAACGCGAGUCUGCUGCAAGCUAUUUGUUUCGUAAAACGUUUUGAUUACGAAUGUUUUCUGUUCAGUGGUUAACUUCGUACGAUUACAGUGGUUAACUAACCACCUAAAAAUUACAAAUGAACGUCCCCCACUAUUUUAUGGUAUUACUACGUCGGCUUUAAUAGAAGUUAAAAGUAUCAGAGUUUUGUGCUGGAUAAAAAGAUUUGCAUGUAAUUCACUGAUAUUUGAUUGGUCAAAGUUCAAAUUAACCAACCGUUUGCCUUCUGGGGUCACAAGUGUUGACAACAAUAGUCCAAUUUGUUUAAAUUAUGGAAAUUAGAAUAGAUCAACAAUAGUUUUAGAAGAAUAUUUAAAGAUAAUUGAGACCUUAAGAUUGACGUUUACGGUAUAGCGCAAACGGCAAACGUCAAAUCCCAUUUGUAGGUAAGUUUUACAAGAGUUUUCGACAGCUGCUAAUUCAUGCUUUGAAUCAACUUUGAUGCACUAUUUGUCGUAACUUCGAACAGCUAACAGUAACAGUUGACAUCAAAAUACAAUUUGAAGUUUGCCGUUUGAGGUUCGUGGUCUGCUGUAAACGUCAAUCUUAAGAUCUCUAUUGCCUAUCUAUGUAAUUAAUUAAUUUUAAUUUUAGCUCUGAAUUUUAUAGACGUUUCCUGAUUAUUUUACCUAAUUUGCAUAUUUGAACAAAUGUGUGGCAACCUUGUCAACAACCUCCAAGGAUAUAAAAAUAAAUUACUUUACUUCAUCCCAUAUAAAAAAUUAAAAUGUAUAUUAGGUAACGGUGUAAUACCAAACAGAAAGUGAGACUUUUUUGGUAUACAACUUGUUGUGUACAGGUGUAUGGGAUGUUCUCUUUAUAUUCUUCAGGUAGUUAGAUCCUUCAACCAUGCAUGCAAUCUCGUGAAUAGUAUUCAUCGCUAUACCUACUCGUACACUGGAACUUAACACUCGAAAUGUCAAUUGAUCAAUAUUGCGAAAGUUGUAUUGAUGAAAAGUUGAAAACUUUACCCAAAAUCUCAGAUAGUAAAGAGGUUGAGAUUUGACUACCACUCUGUGCUUCCUCUCGCAAACUUAAUACGCAUUUAAUUGGUUAAUCAGUAGAAUAAUUACAUAUCCCUAAAAAUGUAAUGUGCUUCCUCAGAACCCAGAUUCAUUUAUAACGAAAGCCAAAGCUAAGCUGGACGAAUUAUGUCAUUCAAAUUGGUCAACGCCUAAGGCACAAAACAUCGCUCUCCUGAAUGGCACAUCAAGUGAAUCUGCAGGAAAGCGACGAAGAACCAAUGAAACACCGCCAAUGCAAAACACGGAGGUUAGUCUUGCAAACAUUUCAACAUCAUAUCUGCUAUUACUCACCAAAAGCUUUCGGAAUAUUCAUACGAUAUAUGUUUAUCAUAUGUCACACGAUUUAUAUUCAUAACGUACCUCAACUUUGGGCCACACGUGCUUUUUAGUUUUUUUGCUCAGCCAAUUAGAAUCUUCCCACGUACGAUGUCUUAUCACUCUUAUGGAAUUGUUAAGGCCAAUAACCUUAUGUAUUUGUACCUCGGUACUCGUGAAAUUUUCGGACAGAUCUAUUACCAGAAAUUUCUGGAACAGUGGCAAAUGGCACUAAUCACUUUUUGAAUGAAUGACGUAACUCCUUGUUCAAUACGGUGCUGUUCUAUGUGUAAACAACAAGUGCAUGAGGUUUAGAUUUGACUUCCACUACCUUUUCUGACUAAGUACGCUUCUAAUUGGUUAAUCAGAUAGAUCAAACGCAUCUGAUAGGUUAAUGGUGCUGUGCCCUAGAGCAUGCGCAACACAAGUGCACAGGCGCAAAGACAUACUAUUUUAAUUUGGGUUAGUACCAAGGCUUAUGAUUCGUAACAGACUAACAGACUUACACAGUGAGUAUAAAGUGAUGCCAAACUUCGUUUGGGCACCGAAAUCAAGAAGCUAAUUUAUUAAGAAAGUCAGGGCCAUUUUUGACCGAAAUUUCUGGUUAUGUUACUGUAAUCUUUCGUACAUAUAUGUGUAUGCAUUGCCCAAAAGCAUCUAGUUUGUUAAUUUAGUUAGUUAUCAACAAAAUCUCAAGAACCUUCAUUCAAAAACACUUCUGUUUGAGAACGGUUACACAUGACAUUAGAGAGGUUCAGAUUUGACUUCCACUACCUCUCACUAGCUUACUACGCAUGUGAUUGGUUAAUCGGAUAUAUCAAACGCAUCUGAUUGGUUAAUGGUGGCGGUAGUGGAAGUCAAAUCUGAACCUCGAUAGUAUGUGAACGGCAACUUGUCCGAGAAUAUCCGCUUCAGGCCGGAUCUCUUUGAUUUAUGUGUUUUGUAUUUUGUUUCAUCACCAAUAUUUUUCAUAAUCUUUUUUGACCUCUCAAAUUUCCACCUAUGCUUGAAAACGUUUACUACUCUUAAUCCAUAUAUUAUUAGCAUAGAUCUUGAUCCAUAUAUUAUUAGCAUAGAUCUUUAAUUAGUCCAUAUAUUAUUAGCAUAGAUCUUAAUCCAUAUAUUAUUAGGCUAACAUACCAGUGGUGCGUGCCAACGGCGCAUUUACACCAUCAUCUUCAACAACUACGCCAAGACAGAGUGAAAGCUUAUUGCAAUCAAGAAAGAGAAUAUUGCAUUCAAAACGAAGGAAACUGGAUCUUCUUGGAGAUCCUUCACCAAUAUCUCCGAUUCCCAAUGCUUUGCCAGCGAGUGUAAGGAAAGCAUUUCAAGUACCGAGACGAAUAAGAACUCAAGCCGAUGAUAUGGAGAAUGAAGAAGAGUGAGGGAAAAUGAUGAUUAUGAAAGUCUUAGGCAAGUAUUGGGACUUGUCCUGGAGGGACAGUGUGCGAGAAUCGACCGUACAGGUAUGUCAUGACGUCAUAUACGAAGGUGACAAAUACAAGGGCAGUUGUGUUUCCUUGUGAAAAUGGAGGAAAUUUGUUUUGAGAUGAAUGUUUUCACAUUAAAGUAGUAAAUAUUAUAUUAUUGAGUAUUGACCUCUACCAUUGUCAAGUUUCUUACUCUUUCCAAAUGCAAAGUCAUGUGUAUUGUAACUCAGGUAUCUCACCGUUUCAGAUAUCGGACCCAAACGUCCUGUGGUUGUUGCAGCCACUUAGGGGUUUAAUAGUAAAUUACUGUGAGCCAGUCGUGAAAUGUGUUGUUACUGGAAAUGUGUUCCAUGUGGGGUGUGGAUGUUUCCUGAAAUUUCCCAGUCAAUAAAUUAGCAAUACCUGACUUACCUGCAUGGUCAGUUUAAUACGAGCCUUAAUUAACCCAAGGCCAUAGGCUUUAUACUGUAGCCAAUAAAAUUUCCACCAGCGCCACAGUUCCAAGGAUGAUGGAACUGUAACAAAGUUAUCUUGACUGGGUUAUUCCAGGAAACAUCCACACCCCUUUCGGAGUCCUAUAUUGUAGGGGAGUGUGGGUCGUUUCUGGAACAACACAUUUUCAGAAGUCCCGGAAUUUAUUUUCUUUUGAGCAUUUCAUAUGUUUUGCGUCGUUGAUAAUUGUGUAAAAUCGUAACCCAAAAUGCAGGAAAUGACAUUUCAGGGACUUAAUAUUAACUUUCAGUGGAGCAUAUCCCCCGGUUUUCUCGCACCUUUGGCGCUCUUUUGUCCAUCGUACUUUCACUACUUUGUUCAUUCUGACUACGUGGCUGGUGGCUCCGCUUGCUCGCCAGAAAUUUUCAAACAAGAAACACACGGGCGAACUUACACUGCUAAUUGUUCUGAUUUACAAGAAGUAGUCUCUCUCGCCGCCGCUCUUUGUGGGGAAGAACGACACACAAAGUGCCGCUGCGAGGGAGACUAUACGAGAGGUUGAUGGUCAUAGUCUUACAGAACGUCUACUGCUUGCACUUUAAUUUCGAAAGCUAUUUGAAUCUUAUUUGAAUCAAUUUCCAGAAUCUCCUUCUAUUUACUAAAUUACAACUUGCCUACUUUACACUGAAACCUUUAAAAACAAAGAAUUAUAUAUGAUACUGUAGAUUAAGAUAUAUUAUAUGAAAUGUCAAUUAUAAAGAGAAAUAUUUUAUUAGAGGCUAUAUUUGCACUCUUAUAUUGUUGGAAUUGUCAACCAAGGAGAGAACUAUUAAGGAUCAUUCAAAUGUUUAGUAUGUAAAUAUCUAAUAUCUAAAAAUAAAGAGAGUAAGUUCUGUUUUGUUCUGUUGCUGAUUUCAAGUUUCUUCAUUUAUUAAUUAAUGAAUAGAAUGCUGGUUCUAUAGAAGUUUUAGAAAGGAGGAACCUUAUAAUGACAAACCACUGGAUCACCAACUUCAACAAUAUUGAGGUUCCAGUCAAUAUAUAUUAAUUAAUUUACAUGAAUAAACAUAACAGGGUUAGAAUACAGUCAAAAGGGUGUAGAACAGACCUUACAUUUUUCAGUUGGACACAUUCUACUUAAAAAUUGGGUAAUAAAAAUUGGGCAAAUGAUUACACCCGUUUUCAAAAUUACGCAACCUCCCUGAAAAAUACUCUUACUUCAUAUGUCAGUUUUAUGUCACAAGAACUGCUAAAAAUGGGCUAUUACAUUUAAUAUCCGUCUCGAGGACCUCAUUUUCCAAGGGGGAAAUUAGUCAUUUUUUCCAGAGGGGUAAUUGGGAAAAAUGGAAGAAAAAUGCUCUUUCCAGAGGGGUUAAAAAGCACUUCCAGAGGGGGUUCAAGUCUCUUCCAGAGGGGUCAAUUACACAUAUUUUUUUUGCAUUCCAGAGGGGUAAAAAUCCCCAAAAGCAGAGGUCCUCGACAGGGGGGGUUUGGUUUUUUAAUGUAAUAGCCCAAUAGCAAACGUAAACAAACUGUCAAAAGACAUUUUAAACCGUAUUUAAUACCAAAACUGAACAAAAAUGAGUCAGAUAACUUUGAUAUACAAACUAAUAAAGCACAAUUGAAGCCAUCACAACAGAAAUGUGUGCCGUGAAUGACUUUUAAAGUUUGAAAAAUAACAAUUUAUCCUCGAAUUUAGCUGUCAGUAAAAAACACGCGCGCGGUGAUGUUAUGAUUUUGUCGUGCUUAAAUUUUGCAAUAAUUCUCACUAAAAUAUCUUGAAAAUCAUUGUAAGCCUGUUUAUAUAAAGCAUACAAAGCAUAUACAUCGACAAGGAACCGCAAAACUCAAAGUUUGAACUUCGUGACCGAAUGACAUAAAACUGACAUGUCAACUCUAGUAUUUUCGUCCUUGGUCGCGUAAUUUUGAAAACGGGUGUAAAAGGAAGGGCUACUGGUAUUAAAAUCAUUAACAGUUUGUGAUGCAAAAAUUUUGUAAUUGUCGGGCAAACUAUUGUCCGUCUGCCAUGUCUUUGCUCUAUUUAACUCAUUCCUGAAAGACUGAUUUACAGUGUCCCUUGGGUAUUACUAUACCAGGUACAGUAUAAACUGUGAUGGAUGAAUUUGUAUCUGAUUGUUUUAGGCAAUUUAGGGAGUAUCACUUCACUCUAUACUCCAUAGAAAAACCAGGAAAGCAAUUUUCCUCUCCUGUUUUCCACAAACUGCAAGGUCUGGUAGAAUGGUAUGCAACUAAGAGACAUUUUUUCUAAUUGUUUAUAUAAUUGGCUUAAUACAUUCUAGAAAUCCAGUUUCAAAUGCAGUUUCUGAGAAACGUUCUUGUACAGAUUCCCUAGCAUUCUUUUUUAUCAUAUCAAUUUCAUCUGGAUGCAAUGAGAAUAUUUUAUUUAUUGCUUGGGCAUACGUUUCCUCAGUAUCAGCUAAGAAACCAGUUUGGGUACCAUUCCAUUCUGUGACAAUAUCCAUUCUAGGUCCUCCAGAAUUGUGAGCGAGUGCAACCACCCCAGCUGCCAUGCAUUCAACCACUCCUAUACCAAAAUGUUCAUUCCACAUGGUAUGUAAACCUAUGGUUGCUUCUGCAAGGUGAUUCUUUAACUCAUCAAAUGAAACAUUAAGAGCAAACUCAACAUGUUGCUUGACGUUCAACUGACCGGCAAGUUCUCGAAGGCUAUCAACACGAUCAGCAUCAUCCUGAUUUCGACAACUACCAACAAGAAUAAGUUUAUAAUGCUUUUGGUCCCUACUAGGUAUUUCAUGUAGAAACUGAGCAAAUGAUCUGAUUUGUAAUGCAUGAUCUUUCUCGGGUCUAAACUGUCCAAUAGAAACAACACUCUUUAUCCCACUGGCAUCUUUUCUCGGGAUAUUUAGGAAUGCUUUUGUGUCACAUGGUGGGUACACAAUAACAAUACUAUCCUUCUUCCAAAGUGCUUUAAUAUGACCAAAUGUCCAGGAUGAGUUAACCAUGACAACAUUAGCACAGGAUCCUGCCAAACCAUAGAUAUAUGCAAACAGCUUGUAAUAAGUCAAUUUCACUCCACUUAAAAUACGGCUUCUUGUUAUGAAUGAUGCGUUGUUAUAUGUUGCUCGCCGGUCACUAACUUUUGAUAACAUGUCAGUGCUGAUGGUUGGGUAAUGGACAUAACAACCUACAUCGCAUUUACCAACAUAUUUGAAUAAUGGUAAUGUAAAGGCAUAACCCAUGGUAUCUAUAUAGAUAUCAGGAUUAAAUUUCACCAGAGCUUCCCAACCAAGAAAUAUUGAACCAAUGCUUUGACCCAACAAUGUAAAGAAAGGGUAAGGACUGGCUUCUACCCACUGACGGUUUUUUAAGAACACAAACUUGACAGGUCUUAGUAAUGUGAUAUUAAAUCUCUCUUUUGCUCGUCUUAAGAUAUCAUCUCCAGUCACAUCCUGAUCUCCAGUGUAAACAACAAACUUCAGAUGGGAAUGUUCAUUCUGUAGAGAACGUAUAGCAGUCCACAAAACUCUCUCGCCCCCGCCACCAGCAUUACAGUACGGGUGAAAAAAUGCUACAGUACUAGGUUUACUGUCCGAAAUAUACGAUGCUGAAGCUUCAUAUUUUGAUUUCCCUCUCUUGUUGAUCCACCAUCUUGCCGCGAGAAAAACCACAAUAAUCGUACUUGCCAGAAAGAAUAGAAAGCCGAAAGUUGCCACAAACACUACACGAGUGAAAUAUACGAGCGAUGAAAGCAUUGUUUACGUCGAAUCAAGCUAAAAACUAUAAAGAUUUUUAUCUAUUUUUAUAUAAAACGUGGCUGAAGUUGAACGAAGAGAAAUU
Paramuricea clavata is the source of this 35078-nucleotide messenger RNA. The record is from the annotation of a GenBank genome assembly. NCBI's taxonomy places the organism in Eukaryota, Metazoa, Cnidaria, Anthozoa, Malacalcyonacea, Plexauridae.